UAUCUCGAUGUCGGAUUGGGAUACGUCGUUCCAAGGAGGCAACGACCAUAAAAAUUUCAGACAAAUUAGUCGUGAUCGAUUAUUGUAUGAAAUGAUCAGAUCGGCAAAAAGACAGGACGCAAAAUCAAAUUGGAAGGUACUCAUCAUGGACAAAGUUACUGUUAGAAUUAUGUCACACUCAUGCAAGAUGGCAGAUAUCACAGAUGAAGGAGUUUCAUUGGUGGAAGACAUAAACAAGCGGAGGCAACCACUGCCCACCAUGGAUGCAGUUUACUACAUCCAGCCAACAAAAGAGAAUGUCGUCAUGCUCUUGUCUGACAUGGCCGGAAAAACUCCUCUAUAUAGAGAUGCCUAUGUCUACUUUAGUUCUUCAGUUCCAAAAGAAUUGAUUGCAGACAUAAAAAAGGAGCCAACCAUAAAAUCUCGCUUGCGAGCCAUGAAAGAGAUGAACUUGGAGUUCUUUGCCAUUGAUAGCCAGUGUUUUAUCACUGAUCAUGGGAGGGCCUUGGAAGAAUUUUAUGGGGAUGAGGAAAUUAGCCGUAAAGGAGAUGAAUGUCUUACUGCAAUGGCCAAUCGUAUUGCAACCGUUUUUGCUUCAAUGUUGGAAUUCCCAUUUGUUCGUUACCGAGCUGCCAAAUCCCUUGACCCUACCACAAUGACAACAUUUUGUGAUUUGAUUCCUACAAAACUUGCUGCUGCUGUUUGGAAUGCUCUUAUGAAAUAUAAAUCUCUCAACAACUUCCCGCAGAUUGAAACAUGCGAGUUGCUCAUUUUAGAUAGAUCAAUAGACCAGAUUGCACCUAUCAUUCAUGAAUGGACAUAUGAUGCCAUGUGCCAUGAUUUACUUGAUAUGGAAGGAAAUAAAUAUGUUUAUGAGGUUCCAAGCAAAACAGGUGAUUUUGAAAAGAAAGAGGUCCUUCUAGAGGAACAUGAUCCCAUAUGGCUAGAGCUCCGCCAUUCGCACAUAGCAGAUGCUAGUGAACGGUUGCAUGACAAAAUGACAAACUUUGUGGCGAAGAAUAAAGCUGCAAUGAUGCAUCAAGGUUCAAGAGAUGGUGCUGAGUUGUCUACUCGGGACUUGCAAAAGAUGGUUCAAGCAUUGCCACAAUAUAGUGAACAAAUGGAGAAACUAUCCCUCCAUGUUGAUAUUGCUGGGAAGAUUAACAGUAUUAUUCGCGAGACAAGGCUUAAAGAUGUGGGGCAACUAGAGCAGGACCUUGUCUUUGGAGAUGCAGGAACCAAGGAAGUCAUUGAAUUUCUUAGAACACAACCGGAUGUAGAAUAUGAGUACAAGCUGCGAUUAUUAAUGAUCUAUGCAGCAACUCAUCCCGAGAAGUUUGAGAGUGACAAACUUACAGAGAUAUUGGAGUUAGCAGACCUAUCUCCUGAUGAUAAGAAUGCUGUUUACAACAUGCGAUUUCUUGAGGGAGCAACAGAUACCACGCAGAGCUCAAACAAUGCAUUCUCACUAAAAUUUGAUGCUCGCAAGAAGAAGCGUGGCCUUAGAAAAGAUCGUCCUGGUGAAGAAGCGGUUUGGCAGUUAUCACGCUUUUAUCCCAUGAUUGAGGUACUCAUCGAGAAACUUAGCAAAAAUGACCUACCAGUGAAUGAAUACCCAUGUAUGAACGACCCAAGUCCAACUUUUCAUGGGGCGUCACAUUCUGUGUCAGCACGGGUACUUGAUACUCCAUCUGCUCACUCGAUGAGAUCAAGGCGGGCAACAUGGGCUCGGCGCCGCACUUCUGAUGAUGGGUAUUCAAGUGAAUCAGUUCUGAGACGUACGACCAGCGAGUUCCAGAGGAUGGGUAAACGAAUUUUUGUUUUCAUCAUUGGUGGGGCAACUAGGUCAGAGCUGCGGGCUUGUCACAAGUUAACAACAAAAUUGAGGAGAGAAAUCAUUCUAGGUUCAUCUAGUCUUGAUAGUCCUGCGCAAUUUAUUGAGAAACUGAAGUCGCUGACUCCAAAGGAGGAGAUCUCGUUGGAUGAUCUUGAAAUCUAGAUACCGAAUAUAUACUCCGAAAGCUGGAAAUGCUGUUUUUCUCUCUGCAUGGUUUCCGGUUUGUGAUCAUAAACCAGUUUAGAUUUCAAUUAUUUCUACUAUUCAAGUUACACCAUUCAUGUAAAACUCUUGCAUCAAGCUUGGUCUAUGUAAACAUCUUGCACACUCCAGGUUUGUGAACUUCGUAUAAAACUGUU
Molecule: messenger RNA, 2196 nt
Organism: Cynara cardunculus var. scolymus (artichoke)
Lineage: Eukaryota; Viridiplantae; Streptophyta; Magnoliopsida; Asterales; Asteraceae
Product: SNARE-interacting protein KEULE-like
Exons: 21
Coding region: 8-1999 (663 amino acids)
Biological process (GO): vesicle-mediated transport; intracellular protein transport
Cellular component (GO): secretory granule; plasma membrane
Molecular function (GO): syntaxin binding
Source: RefSeq, a predicted model, not a curated record